Messenger RNA from Ilex paraguariensis (yerba mate), 2592 nucleotides. Lineage: Eukaryota; Viridiplantae; Streptophyta; Magnoliopsida; Aquifoliales; Aquifoliaceae. The record is from the annotation of a GenBank genome assembly.
GAAGCUCACAAACCCUACCAAAACCCCCCCGAAACUUUUGUCACUUCUCUCUCCAUUCCCAGUUUUCCUUCAAGUUGCCUUUGUAUAGAGCCUUUAUUAGCCCCUUCCUUGUUCUUCAAGCCAUUAUGAUAUUGUCCAUCUAUAAAAUCCGUAGAAUUCUUACAGUUCGUACAGUCUAAAUCUCAGAUUCACUAUUCUUUUGGGAGGGGUAAAGAGUUUUAGAGACAAGUGAAGAUGGCAAGAACUUCUGUUGCGGGGCUUAUCUCAGCCAUAGCCUCUGCAACCUUAGCUGUUGAACAUGCCUAUGCCGAUGGCCUUUCCAAUUUUUAUCCCCUCUCUUCUUCCUCUUCCUCUUCCUCUUCCUCUUCGCCUUCAAUAUCGUCCCAAGCUUCUCCUGCGUCAGCAAAACCUGCGCAGGCACCAGCGGCGAAUGCGGAGCCGUCACGGGUUCGCAAUGAUAACCCACGAACCACAUCGGCUGGGUUCGAUCCUGAGGCAUUGGAGAGGGGAGCUAAGGCGCUUCGAGAGAUUAGUAGUUCUGCGAAUGGCAAAAAGGCUUUUGAAUUGAUGAAGAAGCAAGAAGAGACUAGACAAACGGAAUUAGCUGCAAAAUCGGCAGAGUUCAAAGCAAUUCAAGCUCAAGCUGAAACAGAGAGACAAAGGGUAGUAUAUGAUGAACAAAAAAAGCUAGCUCAGCAACAAGCUCAAAUGAAGUCCCAGAUGGCUCGCUAUGAAGAUGAAUUGGCAAGGAAGAGGAUGCAGGCAGAAAAUGAACAUCAAAGAGCAAGAAAUCAAGAGCUUGUAAAAAUGCAAGAAGAAUCUGCUAAUAGGCAAGAGGCAGCCAGACGAGCAACAGAAGAACAAAUUCAAGCCCAACGACGUCAGACAGAAAGAGAAAAGGCUGAGAUAGAACGUGAAACAAUUAGGGUGAGAGCUAUGGCUGAAGCAGAAGGUCGUGCCCAUGAGGCGAAGCUUGCUGAAGAGGUUAACAGACGAAUGCUAGUGGAACGUGCAAAUGCAGAGAGAGAGAAAUGGGUUGCUGCUAUAAACACCACUUUUGAUCAUAUUGGAGGGGGUUUGCGGGCAAUAUUAACGGAUCAAAAUAAGCUGGUUGUUGCUGUUGGUGGUGUCACAGCUCUUGCGGCAGGGAUCUACACAACAAGAGAAGGUGCAAGGGUGCUUUGGAGUUAUGUGGAUAGAAUACUAGGACAACCAUCAUUGAUCAGAGAGUCUUCUAGGGGAAAAUACCCUUGGUCAGGCUUGUUUUCACGUGCGAAGAGCACUGUCUCACGUCGUGCUGAUAAAGGAUCUGCCUCCCAGAAUGGGAAUGGGUUUGGUGAUGUGAUCUUGAACCCUUCUCUUCAAAAACGAAUUCAGCAAUUGGCUAGUGCUACUGCCAAUACAAAAUCCCAUCAGGCACCGUUUCGAAACAUGCUUUUCUACGGUCCUCCAGGGACAGGGAAAACAAUGGCUGCAAGAGAGCUUGCUAGAAAAUCUGUAUGAGAUCAUAUCCCCGUCUUUUCUAAUAUCAUUGUUAUUUGAAUAGUGGGAUUUGUUUUCUGGAAUGACAUUUUUUUGCUUGCUUGUGGUACAUAUUUAAAAAAUUAGCUUUGAAUUGUACAUUCCACUUAUUUCGGAGCUCAAUAAAAAAUGGCCUAUGAAGAAAGUCCCAUUUUCAUUUUUUGCCUCUGACACAGUUUGACAUGCUCUCAGGGGCUUGAUUAUGCAUUGAUGACAGGUGGAGAUGUUGCACCAUUGGGUUCACAGGCUGUUACUAAGAUACACCAGUUGUUUGAUUGGGCAAAGAAGUCCAACAGGGGUUUGUUGCUUUUCAUUGAUGAAGCGGAUGCAUUUUUGUGCGAGCGGAACAAAACUUAUAUGAGUGAGGCACAAAGGAGUGCCCUCAAUGCCCUCCUAUUUCGUACGGGCGACCAAUCCAAAGACAUUGUCCUUGCUCUUGCUACAAACCGCCCUGGUGAUCUUGAUUCAGCUGUGGCAGACCGUAUUGAUGAAAUCCUAGAAUUCCCUUUGCCUGGCGAAGAUGAACGCUUCAAGCUGCUUAGACUUUAUCUGGACAAGUACAUAGCUCAAGCUGGGGCAAGGAAACGAGGCUUGUUUUCACACUUGUUCCAGAAACAACAGCAGAAGAUAGAAAUCAGGGGCUUGACUGAUGAUAUCCUGAGGGAAGCUGCAGCAAAGACUGAGGGAUUUUCGGGAAGAGAGAUAGCAAAACUGAUGGCAAGCGUUCAAGCUGCUGUGUAUGGGAGUGAGAAUUGUGUGCUUGAUCCAAGCCUGUUUCGUGAAGUGGUAGAUUAUAAAGUCGCGGAGCAUCAGCAGAGAAGGAAACUAGCUGCUGCUGACGGAGCUAGCACUUGAUGGAGUGUUAUCGUUAUGUGUUACUCCUCAUUAUUUGUGUUACUUGGCUAAGAUUGAGCAGGUGAGUAUCUGCUUUUGUAUUCAAUCAUAGAUUAGUCCGCAUUACAAUUUUCUUUUGGGGAAUAUAUUUAUUUGUCAUGAUUUUCCCCCCGAUGAGGGAUUUUGGUAUGUUAAAUCUUCAGAGCUAAUCAAUUAUAGCAACAAUGUCAUUAUUAG